This is a messenger RNA of Astyanax mexicanus (Mexican tetra), 1225 nucleotides long. Its product is annotated as golgin subfamily A member 6-like protein 22. The record is from RefSeq and is a predicted model, not a curated record. Bases 35 to 1225 code for a protein of 396 amino acids. The transcript has a single exon. NCBI's taxonomy places the organism in Eukaryota, Metazoa, Chordata, Actinopteri, Characiformes, Acestrorhamphidae.
CUACUGAGCUCACUGCACAGCGUGUACUCUCGAAAUGGAGUUUAAGUGGUUGAAAAAACUGAUCCCAGGAAAACAGUCCCGCAGGAAGGAGAAGAUGCAGCGAAAACGGGAGGAGCUGCAGCGGAAAGAGGAGGACUUAAAGCAGAUAGAGGCGGAGUUUAGUCAGAAAGAGGGGGAGUUUCAGGAGAAACAAGAGGAAAUGCAGCGGAAAGAGAAGGAGAUGCAGCAGAAAGAGAAGGAGAUGCAGCUGCAGAAAGAGGAGAUUCUGCAGAAAGAAGAGGAGGUUCUGCAAAAAGAGAAGGAGGUUCUGCAAAAAGACAAGGAGGUGCAGCAGAAAGAGAAGGAGAUGCAGCAGAAAAAGAAGAAGAUGGAGCAGACAGAGAAGGAAAUACAGCAGAAAGUGAAGGAAAUGCAGCAGAAAAUUAAGGAGAUGCAGCAGAAAGAGAGGAAGAUGCAGAAGAAAGAGAAGGAGAUGCAGAAGAAAGAAAAGGAGAUGGAGCUGCAGAAAGUGAAGGAGAUGCAGCUGCAGAAAGAGAGGGGGAUGCAGCAGAAAGAGGAGAUGCAGCUGCAGAAAGAGGAGAUGCUGCAAAAAGAGAAGGAGGUGCAGGAAAAAGAGAAGGAGAUGCAGCAGAAAGAAAAGAAGAUAGAGCAGACAGAGAAGGAAAUACAGCAGAAAGUGAAGGAGAUGCAGCAGAAAAUUAAGGAGAUGCAGCAGAAAGAGAGGAAUAUGCAGAAGAAAGAGAAGAAGAUGAAGCUCCAGAAAGAGAAGGAGAUGGAGCUGCAGAAAGAGAAGGAGAUGGAGCUGCAGAAAGAGAAGGAGAUGCAGCUGCAGAAAGACAGAAGAUUGGAGCUGCAGAAAGAGAAAAUUCUGCAGAAAGUGAAGGAGAUGAUGCUGCAGAAAGAGAAGGAGAUGGAGCAGACAGACAAGGAAAUACAGCAGAAAGUGAAGGAGAUGCAUCAGAAAAUUAAGGAGAUGCGGCAGAAAGAGAGGGAGAUGCAGAAGAAAGAGAAGAAGAUGAAGCUCCAGAAAGAGAAGGAGAUGGAACUGCAGAAAGAGAAGGAUAUGCAGCUGCAGAAAGAGAGAAGAUUGGAGCUGCAUAAAGAGAAAAUUGUGCAGAAAGUGAAGGAGAUGAUGCUGCAGAAAGAGGAGAUGGAGCAGACAGACAAGGAAAUACAGCAGAAAGAGAAGGAGAUGCAGCUGCAGAAAGAGAGAAGAUUGGAGUGA